AUGCUAUGUAUUUCUAGGCUUCUUGCAGGUGUGCUGACAGCCGCCUCACUGGUCGUUGGUGGUCAAUGGACUGAUGACGCGUAUGACGUGACGACUGUGAAAUCGAAGCCAAAGGGACAAUGGCAGCCAGAUGCCAUGAGUCUCGAGUUCACGGUAAUAGUGAUGCCAGACACACAAUAUCUUUUUGAUGAGAACCGAAUUCAUCCAGUGCCUAUGGAAGCGUCGUUCGAGUACAUUGUCUCGCCGAACCGGAGCGAAGCCGACAAAAACAUUGUGUUUGUGUCACACCUAGGGGAUGUGGCGCAGAAUGGCUUGGCCAAAGAGUAUGCUGCUGUCACAAAGCUAUUUGACUACAUGGACGAAUCAGGCGUAGAGUACAGUGUGCUGGCAGGCAAUCAUGACAUUGACUCCAGCACAGAUGACCAGCGUGGCCCAACACCCUACUUGGAUGUUUUCAACCCAAAACGGUUUUCGAAAAUCCGUUCUUGGCGCGGAUCUUCGUCUGACGGCUACAACAACUACCACGUAUUCCACGCGGGGGGUCGCGAGUGGCUCGUUCUUGCGCUUGACUGGCGCAUGUCGUCUGGCACGUUCAAGUGGGCCUCUGACGUGUUGCGGAAGCAUGCAGACCUGCCAACGAUCCUCACGACGCACGAACUUGUUACGGCCGAUAGCGGCAAAACAGAGUUUAGUGAGUAUGGCGAACGAGUGUGGAAUGAGCUCGUGAGAGACAACGACCAGAUUUUCUUGACGCUCAAUGGUCAUUUUUGGCCGCCAGGUCGGACGACUCGGAAAAAUGCAGCAGGACGUGAUGUUGAAUCACACAUCACUAACUACCAAAAUCGGUAUUAUGGUGGUGCAGGUAUGAUUCGUGCGUACCGCUUCAAUAUGAAGGAAAACAAGAUUGAUGUCGCGACAUUCUCACCAUGGAUUCAAAACCUUGUGCAGCGCGGUGAGGCGAACAAGCUCGCCAAGCAAGAAGAAGAGCUUACCUCUGCUGAUGAUAAGUUUACUAUGCACAUAAACUUUGCUGAAAGGUUCGAGCAUCUCGGCAAAUCGAAGCGUGAAAACAAGAACGGCAAUGAUGCGGUUAUUCCAGGUACACUGGCGUACUGGCGCUUCGACGGAAGUGCCCAUAGUAGCAACAGCAGUGGCAGUAGCCCUGGAUCAGCUUUGGCAGAGUUUGACAUCAUUAAGGACUUAUCAGGACAUGGAAAUGACCUUGUCACCAAGUCAGCGAAUGCAUCUUCACAACACACAAUCCUCUGGUCAGAUCAGCAUCAUCCGUCGCAACCAGGAUAUGGUUCGCUGAAAUUCACUGGUCAAAAGAAGCCAUUAAAGGGAAUGUACCUGCAGACGCUUAAGCAGGCGCCACUGAAUUCGGAGACGUUCGAGAAUGGGUACACAUUUGAGGCAUUUUACCUCGUUCCGAGUUCAUGGAACUCGGAGCAGAAUGCAUGGAGUGGGAUCUUCAGUCGCCGCGGUUCAGCGGGUGAGGCCAACAAGCAUUCGAAUGAUACUGAUUCUGACGAGCCUAUUGUGACGCUGAGUCUUUCGAAUGAUCGUGAGCUCCAGUGGCGUGUCUAUCCGCUACAUCAAGAUGGUGGUACGACGAACUGGGGUCAUGAGACGCCCUUCGAUCGUUGGUGGCAUGUGGCUGUAAUCAAUAAUGGCACGCUAACAAAAAUGUAUGUGGAUGGAAGUGAAGUCGCACGGAAUCCAACACAGUGGGUGCCCGGUCUAACGACUCUCAAUAAGCCUUGGAUGCUUGGCGGCUUUGAGUACGGCGGCAAACUAGACCAAAUAUUUUUCGGGAGCAUCGGUGAUGUACGCAUCGUCAAUCGUGCACUCUCGCUGGACGAACUUAUGUUCCAAGAAAACCAGUAA
This is a messenger RNA of Malassezia globosa CBS 7966, 1887 nucleotides long. RefSeq lists its product as uncharacterized. The record is from RefSeq and is a predicted model, not a curated record. The transcript has a single exon. NCBI's taxonomy places the organism in Eukaryota, Fungi, Basidiomycota, Malasseziomycetes, Malasseziales, Malasseziaceae. The coding region runs from base 1 to 1887 and encodes 628 amino acids.